UCUCUCUCAACUUUUCCCCUUUCAUUUUUCGCGGAGAAAAACAGAGGAGAGAGAGAGAGAGAGCCAUUGGCUUCACUCACUUUCUCGCUCCUCAUAGUUUAUCUCUCUACAACCUGCUUCGUAACUGACCCAACACCAUGAACUCGAGAGAUCUGGCUUUGAUCUCAACGGCCUCUCUCUUCGGCGCUGUAGUAUCUGCAAUCGCAACCCGUUUUUUCUUCAACCCUAACAAAAAGCAAUUCUCUCGAAUGGAUUCGUCACUCCACGACGACGUACCUGAGAAGAUCACUUCAUCGCAUACUCAUAGCCCCUUCGAUCCCUCCAAACGCAAAGGGUAUUUGUCAUGGGAUGACUAUUUCAUGGCAAUUGCAUUUCUGUCAGCUGAAAGGUCCAAGGAUCCCAACAGGCAGGUUGGUGCAUGCUUGGUCAGUGAAAAUGGUGUAAUACUUGGCAUUGGCUACAAUGGAUUUCCACGUGGUUGUUCAGAUGACAAACUUCCAUGGUCAAAGAAAUCCAAGACCGGGGAUCCACUGGAGACAAAGUAUCCUUAUGUUUGUCAUGCUGAAGUCAAUGCUAUCCUUAACACAAAUCAUGCAUCUGCUGCAGGGCAGAGGCUUUAUGUUACAAUGUUUCCAUGCAAUGAAUGUGCCAAGAUAAUCAUUCAGUCAGGUGUUUCUGAAAUUAUCUAUUUUGUGGAGAAGAGGUUGAACAAUUCAGACCAUACGUAUAUUGCUUCUCACAAACUUUUGUCAAUGGCGGGUGUAAAAGUUAGGAAACAUCAACCUCAGAUGAACCGGAUAUUGAUCAAGUUUGAAGAUCCCUAGUUCCUUCCCCGAAAAUCUGUUCUCAAGGCAGUAGAUGUGAAGACAUCGUUAGACCUAUUUAAGUCAUAUUAUAUGGUGGCCGCGGGAGAUAGAAAUUAUAGAAUGGUGGUGUCUGAGUGUCUGAUUAGUUAGCGGCAUGCGGGAAUUGAACUCAAAAGUAUUCUCGCCUUUGGUUGUCAAAAGCAGGAUUCAAAGAUCUUAUUAUGGCUCUCUCCUAUCGGAGUCAAACCAAUUCUGUGUUGUAAGAUGUGUACACUCUGUUUUGGAACUAUGCCUACUAAAGGGGUUUGCAUUUUGCCACAGUUUUAGGUAAAAUGGUAGACAUUGUGACUGCAUGGAUGUGUUGCCAUGACACAAAAAUAGCAGAAUUUCUUAAACUGGAAUUCAAAUUUGUA
This is a messenger RNA of Cornus florida, 1219 nucleotides long. RefSeq lists its product as uncharacterized. Gene Ontology annotation, molecular function: zinc ion binding; hydrolase activity. The record is from RefSeq and is a predicted model, not a curated record. The transcript has 10 exons. The coding region runs from base 138 to 824 and encodes 228 amino acids. Lineage: Eukaryota; Viridiplantae; Streptophyta; Magnoliopsida; Cornales; Cornaceae.